This is a messenger RNA of Amphibalanus amphitrite, 2410 nucleotides long. RefSeq names its product cyclin-C-like. Gene Ontology annotation, biological process: positive regulation of transcription by RNA polymerase II. Lineage: Eukaryota; Metazoa; Arthropoda; Thecostraca; Balanomorpha; Balanidae. The record is from RefSeq and is a predicted model, not a curated record. Gene Ontology annotation, molecular function: cyclin-dependent protein serine/threonine kinase regulator activity. Gene Ontology annotation, cellular component: mediator complex; nucleus. The transcript is spliced from 7 exons. Bases 521 to 1390 code for a protein of 289 amino acids.
ACACACCGCGAGCCACCUCCGCUCCCUCCGCUAAUGAAAGGCAAAUACGGCAAAUACGACUAGCACAACUUAAUAAUUUGAUAUCUUAAAUGACGUCACAGGCUCUUUGAGAAUUCGUGUUACUUUUCUCUGCAAAAUAGGUUCUCAACAUUCAUCGUAUGUUCCGAAAAUUUUAUACGACUAAUUUUGCCACAUUCAAUUGACCAAAUGUAUUUUUAGCAGAAUUUUCACUGUAAAAAUUAAUUUCUUAGCUUGAAGUUGUUAACUUUGAUGACGCAAGAUAUGCGAUUAGAUAAAAAUUUCUAGUGGUUUCCAGCAACCCUAGCGUUUGUUUUCUAUUUACUUUUGCUGUUGCUGAGAGGGAUGCAGUCAUGCAGUGGAUCCCCCAAGUGGAUCCCAAGGCCGUAUAAGAGGUGGAUCCAUUGCAUUGGACGCGAAAGCCAAGCUGCUACGCUCCCUAACCCAAAACAACAACAACUGGAUCCAUUGUUAUUAAAAAAAAGCUGGACGAGGCGGUGAAAUGGCGGGCAAUUUCUGGCAAAGCUCCCACUAUCAAGAAUGGGUCCUGGACAAACAGGAAUUAACCAGCAACCGCCAGGCAGACUUACAAGUGAUAACAGAAGAUGAGUACCAGAAGGUCAUGAUCUUCUUUGCCAACUUCAUCCAGGUGCUGGGCGAACAGCUGAAGCUGCGCCAGCAGGUGAUAGCCACGGCCACCGUGUACCUGAAGCGGUUCUACUCACACAACUCGCUUCGGUGUGUGGACCCGCUGCUGCUGGCGCCCACCUGUGUGUUCCUCGCCUCCAAAGUGGAGGAGUUUGGAGUCAUCUCCAACAGUCGCCUCAUCAACACGUGCCAGACGGUUGUGAAGAACAAGCUGGCGUACGCAUAUGCCGCUGAGUUUCCGUACCGGAACAACCACAUUCUGGAGUGCGAGUUUUACCUGCUGGAGAACCUCGACUGCUGCCUGGUAGUGUACCAGCCUUACAGGCCUCUGCUGCAGUACACACAGGACCUGAACGCCGACGAUAAUACGGUCUCUGUGGCGUGGCGACUCAUCAACGACAGUCUGCGAACGGAGGUCUGCCUGCUCUACCCGCCCUACAUGAUCGCCUUGGCGUGUCUGCACAUGGCCUGUGUGAUUCUCAACAAGGACAACAAACAGUGGUUCGCCGAGCUGCACGUCAACCUGGAGAAGGUGAUGGAGAUCUCGCGGCACCUGCUGGCACUCUACCAGCUGUGGCGCGGCUAUGACGAGAAGAAGGAGAUCCAGGCGCUGCUACAGAAGAUGCCCAAGCCCAAGACGCAGCCCUCCAGGCCACCUUCGAGUGCCCAGAAGGACCUGAACGGACAGUCCAAGGACCUGGGUGUCGGCGGAAAACACGGCUGACCCUGAUCAGUGAAAGCAGCUCUAGUACAUUCACCUCCGAGAAGGCGGAGACACGACCUGGGAAAACAGUUCCGAAUAGGGGACAUGCGACCUGGGACUGGGAAGACAGUCCCGUGAGAUUGUUGUUCCAUGGGUCGGUUUCCCGUAUAAAUGGUUGCUGAAAGGGAUCUUGACCCGGCUACCAGUAAACUGCUUCUUGAGGUCGGUAUUCUGUGACCAAUGGUUGGGAAAGACUUCUCCCGCACCGUCGCGAUAUUCCAGGAACGUUCCGUUUUAUUCGACCCUGUGACGCUCUACGUAGCGUUGUUUGCUUAGUUCUCCGAGCCGGCUAACCGGUGCUCACGUAAUACCGCCAUGUUUUGAUGACACAAGCGGCCAUGUUUUGAUGACCGAUCGACAAUGGGGGUGCGCGAUACCGGGGGAACCACUCGAGCUCGAAGGCCUGGCGUCUGGAAAAGGUUAAAAACUGUGUCGAGCGAGAUGAUGUCAUGCAAGGAUCGGCUCUUACCUGCUGGGUGUGUCGAACGUUUUUGAAAUGGUUGUUUGGAGAAGCAUCCCAGUUGUUCCCAAGUGGUCUCCAUCCAUCCGAAACCUGUGAUGGCGUGCUUGUUUGGGUGGUUGAGAAGGUUUGAUGGAAGUUUGUAGAAGACAUGCAUACUUGACUUGAAGCGCGAGGCUUGAGAUACGCGUGAAUAAUUCAUCACCGGAAUAGUUGCAGUAGCAUCAUGUUUCAGUAUCAUGUUUUUCUCUCUGUCUCUCUUUGGCGUAAACAAUAUCCGUCUUGUUCAUAGCGUAUGACUGCAGCUAGUAAUGUACCGAUCGGAACGACUGCGAUACACUUUUGGAGCGAGAUGAUUGAUCACGGCAGGAAUAUGCACUGUAAGUAAAUGCCUUUUUGUAUAUUGAUGUGCAACAGACCAAUGCCCGUUCUGCAGCGUGGGUAGUUUCAUUCCGCCUUCGCGGAUGGAUUGUCAUUGUGUGAUGCUUUCUGCCGGCAAAUAAAUGCAUUUCUGUGACCAA